AUGAAGGUACUCUUCCUGCUGCUGCUUCUCCUCGUGGUGUCCCACGCUGCUGCAGUGCCAGACACUGUGAUGUGUCGGAAGACCAAGGGCAAGUGUUCAUUCCUGUUGUGUCCCUUGUUUAAGAGAGCCACCGGUACCUGCUACAAUGGACUGGCAAAGUGCUGCAGGCCCUUAUGGUGA
This is a messenger RNA of Pelecanus crispus (Dalmatian pelican), 180 nucleotides long. It is a transcript of the gene DEFB1, whose product is annotated as defensin beta 1. Gene Ontology annotation, biological process: defense response to Gram-negative bacterium; defense response to Gram-positive bacterium; innate immune response in mucosa. Gene Ontology annotation, cellular component: extracellular region. The record is from RefSeq and is a predicted model, not a curated record. NCBI's taxonomy places the organism in Eukaryota, Metazoa, Chordata, Aves, Pelecaniformes, Pelecanidae. Gene Ontology annotation, molecular function: CCR6 chemokine receptor binding.